Molecule: messenger RNA, 994 nt
Organism: Astyanax mexicanus (Mexican tetra)
Lineage: Eukaryota; Metazoa; Chordata; Actinopteri; Characiformes; Acestrorhamphidae
Product: histone H2A.V
Exons: 5
Coding region: 236-622 (128 amino acids)
Cellular component (GO): nucleosome
Molecular function (GO): DNA binding; protein heterodimerization activity; structural constituent of chromatin
Source: RefSeq, a predicted model, not a curated record
UGUAUGUGCGAUGCCAUUCAUCGGUGGGGGGAUGGGAAAUGACCCCCUAAUAAGACGCGCUUCCAUUGGUCGAACGGAAAAUUCGAACCGAGAAGGCGGGCUGGGAUUGGUUGUCGCGGCUGCUCGGUAUGCUUUGAGUGUUCUCUCCUAAAGGGGCUUUAUUGUUCCUCUGUGUUUGAGUCGAAUUUGGGUUUUUAAGCUCCGGAAUCCACCUUCUAAACGUCAAAACGAUAAAAUGGCCGGAGGCAAGGCAGGAAAGGACAGCGGCAAAGCCAAGGCGAAAGCAGUGUCUCGCUCACAGAGGGCUGGACUUCAGUUCCCUGUGGGUCGUAUCCAUAGGCACUUGAAGACCCGUACUACCAGCCAUGGACGUGUGGGGGCUACAGCAGCAGUGUACAGUGCUGCCAUCCUUGAAUACCUGACAGCUGAGGUGCUGGAGUUGGCAGGCAAUGCUUCCAAAGAUCUGAAGGUGAAGCGUAUCACUCCACGCCAUUUACAGCUGGCCAUCCGUGGAGAUGAGGAGUUGGACUCCCUCAUCAAGGCUACCAUCGCUGGUGGUGGUGUGAUCCCUCACAUCCACAAGUCUCUGAUUGGCAAGAAGGGCCAGCAGAAGACUGCAUAAUCACCAUCGUCUUUGCCGUGGUGACCUGGACUCAAGGACUCACGUUUGGACUGUGACCAGAUCAGCUUACUUUCAUUUAUUCAUCCGUUUUUAUUAUUAUUUUUUGUUUUGUUUCUUUUACUUUUGUUUCUUUUUAUAAAUUAAUGUUAAUGUUGUACUAGCUAACCACACGUGAUUUGUUAGGUUGUUAUUGUUACCUCCAAAAUUAGUUUCAAAGAAUUAUUCUACCGCCCCUCAAAGCUAUUUUAGAGAGACAUGCAGGAGUUGUGAUCGUCCUGUUGUGAAAGUGAAUUCAUUUGUUUGAUUGGCCAGAGUUAUGGAAGUGUUUUAUACUGAAAAAUGGAACUGAUAAAAGUUUUUUACAAAAACAAA